Messenger RNA from Talaromyces proteolyticus, 1452 nucleotides. RefSeq names its product putative acyl-CoA dehydrogenase. The record is from RefSeq and is a predicted model, not a curated record. NCBI's taxonomy places the organism in Eukaryota, Fungi, Ascomycota, Eurotiomycetes, Eurotiales, Trichocomaceae. The transcript is spliced from 2 exons. The coding region runs from base 88 to 1452 and encodes 454 amino acids. Gene Ontology annotation, molecular function: acyl-CoA dehydrogenase activity; flavin adenine dinucleotide binding.
CAAGUUUCUGAUCUUAUGCAUUAUAAUAUAAUCUGUUUAAGAGCGAAGUGAAUUUUCAUUGCACAUGUAUAUCUAACUGACUCCAAAAUGUCGUCUUCACGCAGCGCAAGUCUCUUAGCCAAGCACCCCAUCUCGAGGGCGACUCUGGCCUCCUCACGAUGGUCGACAACGCAGCAUCACAAAAUGCAUAGAUUACGGACCAACAUAUCCUGCUCGCACUUCUCAACGUCAAGACCUCAAAGGAUCAUGGACUUGUCCGGUUUCACUGAGGAGCAGUUAACUGUCCGAGAGGCGGUGUCACAAAUAUGCUCCAAAUUUCCUGCGACGUAUUGGCAAGAAAGCGACCAAGAAGAGAGGGACCCGAAGGAAUUUCAUGCAGCUUUAGCAAAAGACGGAUGGCUGGGAAUUGCCUUGCCUGAAGAGCUUGGUGGCUCUGGCUUAGGGAUCUCCGAAGCAACAAUGAUGAUGCAGACUAUCACCCAGUCUGGAGCUGGUAUGGCUGGUGCACAGUCAAUUCAUGCCAAUGUCUAUGCAACACAGCCAUUGGCAAAGUUUGGAAGUAAAGAACAGGUUGGAAGAAUCAUACCGAACAUCAUCAACGGCAACUGGCGAACGUGUUUUGGUGUCACUGAGCCUAAUACUGGUCUCGAUACACUUAAACUGAAAACACUGGCUAAGAAAUCCAGAGAUGGCGGCUCAUAUCUUGUUUCUGGCCAAAAGAUUUGGAUCACUUGUGCCCAGCAGGCAUCGAUCAUGAUCUUACUAGCACGAACAACUCCACUAGAAGAGACUAAGAAGCCCACAGAAGGUCUAUCUAUGUUUGCAAUUGACUUAGAUAAGACGAAACCAGGGUUGGAGUUGAAAAAGAUCAAAAAAAUGGGUGGCCGUGCAGUGGACGCGAAUGAAGUGUUCUUCGACAACUACGAAAUACCCGCCAAUUCUCUGGUUGGAAACGAGAACGACGGGUUCAAGAUUAUCCUACAUGGUAUGAAUGCCGAACGGUGCCUACUAGCUGGUGAGGCUCUUGGGUUAGGGUAUGCCGCUCUAGAAAAAGCAACUCAAUACGCCCAAGAAAGGAAUGUCUUUGGACGACCGAUUGGCAAGAACCAGGCCAUUGCUCACCCGCUCGCCGACGCUUACAUGAAAUUGGAGGCAGCCAAGCUUGCCACUUAUCACGCUGCUCGCAUGUACGAUGCCUCCAAAAAGGAGGGCUCAAUCUCUUUCCAGGCCGUUGGGACUGCUUGUAAUAGUGCGAAAUAUUUGGCUGCUGAAGCCGCCUAUACUGCCUGCGAGCGUGCCGUGAUGACACAUGGAGGUAUGGGAUAUGCUGUGGAAUAUGACGUCGAGAGGUGGUUGCGAGAAUGCUUUGUACCACGCAUUGCACCCGUUAGCCGCGAAAUGAUUCUAAAUUACGUUAGCGAGAAGGUUCUGCAACUUCCUAGAAGCUACUAA